CAUUCAGGCAAGCAAUCUCCAAACAUCGUUUUUCUUAAAUCAAUUGUCCCUGAUCAAUAUGAAUAUCAAAGUUGGGAAAGACCCCCACGUCCUUGUUAUUGGAGCAGGAAUCACUGGCUUGCUAAUUGCGCAAGGUCUCAAAAAGAAUGGCAUUAAGUGCAGUAUCUUUGAAACCGAAAGUAGCGCUUCAUACCGUUCCCGCGAAUGGACAAUGGGAAUUCAUUGGGCUGUGCCAUUGCUCCAACCGCUGUUGCCUGAUAAUAUUUGGCAACGACUGAAUACUACGCAACCGGAUCCAGACUAUACUCCUAAACCCACGGAUACGUUUAGUCUCUACAACGGCGCAACUGGAGAAUUGCUGAAGACUUUACCCACAGGAGGGAUGAGAAGAGUUUCUCGGAGUAGAAUGAGAGCAUUGUUUAGUGAGGGUAUUGAAGUGAACUAUGGGAAGACUCUAAGUUCCAUCUCAUUUAAUGAGAAUGGUAAUGGGGUAUUUGCUCAUUUCUCAGAUGGGACCAGUACCAGUGGAGAUGUGUUAAUAGGGACCGAUAGACCAAGAUCAAAAGUCCGAGAUUUGAUCGUUAGAGAAGGUUCGGAUGCAAGUUCAUCUGGUGUAAUAAUGGCAGAUGUCAGAUCCAAGUACACGGCUGCGCAAGCAUUGGAACUUCGUCAACAUGCCGCCCUUACCACUGUCGCUUUCCAUCCCAAUGGAUCCUACCUAGCUGUCUUUGCGCACGAUCUCAGAUCAUCAGACCCACAAGACUGGGAGUUUCGAACUGUAUAUUCUUCUAUGCCUCAAGAUUUCAGCGGAGGUGAAGCAGAAAGAUUGCGCUUGUUCAAAAUGAAAGCAGCGGAGUACGUGGGUGCAUGGAAGAAUGCUAUUGAGUGGACUCCAGAGGGUACUCCGGUUGAGUUCAAUAAUUUGGUGUACUGGAAGACGGUUGACUUCGACAAUAGAGGAGGAAGGGAGACGCUGGCGGGUGAUGCUGCACAUCCGAUGACACCACAGAGAGGUCAAGGUUUGAAUCAUGCAGUUUGUGAUGCGGUAAAUCUGGUUUCAGCAUUAAGCAAGGUGCAAAAGGGAGAGAUGAAUUUGAAAGAGGCUGUUACCGAGUAUGAUACCGAGAUGAUAAAGAGAGGAGGGGACGAGAUGGAGGCAGCUUUGUUGAACACGAAGAUGGUUCAUGACUGGAAGUCCCUUUUGCAAUCCCCUCUAGUUAGUAAAUCUGUGGCAAGGGGGAAUUGAAGGUGUAGUGCACAUUUAUAGCUCGCAAGUAGCGGUGGGUUAUUACUCUUGAUUUUCAACGCAAAUACGAUACUAUGGCACAAGGUCUGAAAUGAACGAUUUUAUUGAGUAAUAAGUUAAUGUUCAGGC
Messenger RNA from Mollisia scopiformis, 1375 nucleotides. RefSeq names its product FAD/NAD(P)-binding domain-containing protein. The record is from RefSeq and is a predicted model, not a curated record. The transcript has 2 exons. Gene Ontology annotation, molecular function: FAD binding. NCBI's taxonomy places the organism in Eukaryota, Fungi, Ascomycota, Leotiomycetes, Helotiales, Mollisiaceae. Bases 59 to 1246 code for a protein of 395 amino acids.